AUGGGAGCAGAUGGACGGGGGAAAGUACGUUAUGUUGGAGGAUGGGCUAUAAGGAAAUCAAUAGAAAAAUCGCGCAGGUAUAUUUAAUUUGACUGAUCAGUACAACUUAGAUAGUGUUCGAACUAUAUUCGGAAAGAUCAGGCUUUUAACUGUUGAUUGGCAUAUUUUUCAUGCCAGAAGGAUAAAAGUGAGCAAGUACGAGUCCGAUGAAAAUUGUUAGUCAGAAUCGCAUACUUUCACCGUUGAGAGUUGGGUCUAAAACCAUUGAAAAUUUACUCCCCUUAGGACUUAAUUGAUGAAUUUCACUUGCUCACUUUUUAUCCAUUUGAAAAACAUAUCAUUCAACAGCUCUAUUGAACAAUUGAAUAAUUGAAACGAUCUAUUGAAUAAUUGAAACGAUCUAUGAAUUUAUUUUUAUAGAUAUGUUCAUGAAAACAAGUUGUCACAAUCAUCACUUGUACGGAGAAAGAUAGCGCACGAAAUGAAGAAAAUAGAACUGCUUGAAAACAACGUGCUUGUUAACCACGAAGUUCUGCAGGAGUCUACGACUAGUCUCGAAACUCUGCACGUAAUUGAGUCACGCCAGUAUCGAGAGAGAGGCUUGUUACAUAUCAGUGACGCUGCAUACUCCUUCUUUCUGUUGCUGGAACAAGAGCGUGUUGAUAGGAUUAAUUUUUCCAAGUUGGCCGCCUUACAAAAGGAUAUGGUAGAUACUUCUAUCAAAGAAGUUUUAUGGAGUAAAUCUCUCUUUUUACAUUUUAAAAAUGUAUCAACUCUGAGGGUACUGCUGACAAGGUAAAAAGAGUUACUAUAGCAUUUGUGUGCAUGCAUGAUAAACUGCAUGGGGAAAUGAAAUCUUAUAUAUAGGUACUGUAUACUACAGCAUAAACAGAUUAUGCAUAUGGAUUAUUAAUUCGACUAAAAAUGUUCCGCGCGUAUUGUCUUCAAGGAAAUGUUAAUUGUUACAUAUUUAAAAAUUAUUCUAGGAAUUGACCAUGGAGAUAUAUUGUGACGUCAUAACGUGCUAUUUGAAGAUGGGUGCCGGCCAAUUUUUGCGAGAUUUUCGACGCGACUACCAUUUAAAGAAAUCACUGGCCCAUCGAAAAUCGUUAAUGUCGAAAAAAGAAAAAGCAAGAAAAGCUCGGAUGAAGGUUCAUCUAGCUCAAAUCGAACAAGACAGAAGCGAGAGAAAACGAUCGUCCCACAUCCGUCUCUUGGCCCUCAUCAACGAGUUAAAGGAAGAUGUUGGCACGCUAUACAAGAAGGCAGAGUUACAACACAUGUGCGACGUGUAUGGAGUAAGAUACCUCAAGAGCUGGCAUAAGGGUAAACUGUCAAAAGCAUUAACCCAAGUAAUCCCUACGUACGACCAUAUUCCUCGUCAUCAGAUAACAUCAACCUAUGUUAUUCAAGCAACAGAGUUCGAUGCACUCGACCGAAUUCCUGUACUACGAUUACGGCGGUUAUAA
Paramuricea clavata is the source of this 1469-nucleotide messenger RNA. The record is from the annotation of a GenBank genome assembly. NCBI's taxonomy places the organism in Eukaryota, Metazoa, Cnidaria, Anthozoa, Malacalcyonacea, Plexauridae.